Toxorhynchites rutilus septentrionalis is the source of this 1243-nucleotide messenger RNA. RefSeq names its product putative inositol monophosphatase 3. The transcript has 4 exons. Gene Ontology annotation, cellular component: endomembrane system. Gene Ontology annotation, molecular function: 3'-nucleotidase activity. Lineage: Eukaryota; Metazoa; Arthropoda; Insecta; Diptera; Culicidae. Gene Ontology annotation, biological process: phosphatidylinositol phosphate biosynthetic process. The coding region runs from base 168 to 1202 and encodes 344 amino acids. The record is from RefSeq and is a predicted model, not a curated record.
CUUUAAUGGGAUGCGCAAACGUCAGCAAAGAAGUACUCAUCAACAAACAGAAGCGAAUUUUCAAUUUCUAAAUCUGAUCAAUGUUAUAAGUCAAUAAUUGUGCAAAAUUGAAAAAAACCUAACACUACAGAUGAGAAAUGCUUUAGCGUGAAUUACCGGAAAACAAAAUGAAUUUAGGUGGAUCUAUACGGAUUAAUAAGUUUGGUGUUUUUAUUAUAACAUUGAUCCUGCUAGUAUUUGGAUAUUAUCUUUCAACCGGGAGAUCUAGAAGCACUAAUUAUGCAGUGAAUAAGGAUCCCAAUAAAGUAAAUUUAAGAAAGCUUCUCAUCGGAUCGAUUCAAGCAGCUCAACAUGGUGGCAUUAAAGUGGUGGAAGUUUCUGAGAGCCCUGAUAUCAAUAUCCACAGUAAGGGUAAAACAAAGGAAGGUGUCAACGAUCCGGUAACUGAUGCCGAUUUUCGCUCCCACUGUGUCAUGAUGAAUGGUUUACAUCGAAUAUUCCCAAAACUGAAUAUAAUUUCCGAAGAAGAUGCAACUAAAAGGAACUGUCCUGACGAGAAGCUGUUUGAUUUAGAUCCAACCGUCAUGCAGGAGAAUUCAAAUGUUCCCGACGAAACAAUUGACAUUGAAGAUGUGACUGUGUGGAUCGAUCCAUUGGACGCCACCCAAGAAUAUACAGAAAAACUGUUUCAAUACGUGACAACAAUGGUUUGUGUUGCGAUAAAAGGCGUUCCAACAAUAGGAGUUAUACAUAAUCCAUUUACGAAAAUUACAACCUGGGCAUGGGUACAUAAAGCUGUAUCUGAGUCACUGAAUAAUUUAAAAAAGGAUGACGAUGUUAAGAAUCCAAUAGUGAUUGUAUCGAGAUCUCACACAGGGGAUGUGAAAAAUAUAGCAAAGGAUGUAUUUGGCGUAAGUUCGCGCAUUAUACCGGCAGGUGGUGCAGGUUACAAGGUUCUACAGGUUAUCCACAAUAAUGCCACUGGAUACAUCCACUCGACUGCGAUAAAAAAAUGGGACAUCUGUGCUGGGAAUGCGAUACUCAAUUCUGUAGGUGGCAAAAUGACUGAUUUAAGAAAUCAAGAAAUAUUAUAUGGCGACAAGGAAUACUUCGUGAAUAAACAUGGUCUUUUGGCAACAGCCACUGAAACGACGCAUGAGUUGUACAUCACAAAAAUUAUAGAACAAAAAUUAUUGAUUUGAACAUGGAACAUCAAUAAAGUUGUACGAUUUUCAUAAUUUUG